Brenthis ino (lesser marbled fritillary) is the source of this 468-nucleotide messenger RNA. The record is from the annotation of a GenBank genome assembly. Lineage: Eukaryota; Metazoa; Arthropoda; Insecta; Lepidoptera; Nymphalidae.
AUGUUAGUGAGUGUAAAUUCUGGACGUUUGGUAUGCCAGGGAAGUGUAAUUACACAGAAAAACCAUCUGGUGAAAAUAUUGGGCGCCACAGAAAAUCAUGUUACAGAAAGGCAUCUUAAAAGAUGUUGCCCUUAUAAUUUCGAUAGUAAAUUCUGUCGAGCUGUGGGUGAUAGAAUUUUGUGUGGAUAUAACAGAAAUGUUGGGACAGAUGGGAACGAUGAUGGUGUGGAUUUACAUAAUGGUUGCAGGCUCAAACAUGGAAGAUUAGAAUGCGGGUACCAUCAACCACCAUACACAAAUUCUCGCAGACCGCUUGUUUCGGAUGACGUUGACUCAGAUCAAGAAUAUACUAAUAUUGAUACCACCUCUUCUUCCUAUAAAAAACUUUAUGCUCCUGAAACUACUAAAUCACCACAGUUAACUUCGCAGUAUACUGAUGUACCAUGUGUGGUAUAUAAUAUAUGUCGA